Molecule: messenger RNA, 7629 nt
Organism: Hemicordylus capensis (graceful crag lizard)
Lineage: Eukaryota; Metazoa; Chordata; Lepidosauria; Squamata; Cordylidae
Gene: HECA
Product: hdc homolog, cell cycle regulator
Exons: 4
Coding region: 21-1610 (529 amino acids)
Source: RefSeq, a predicted model, not a curated record
CUCCUCCUCCUCCCUCGGCGAUGCCGAACCAGAAGAGCAACAAGGGCAAGAAAAACAAGCGCGCUAACAGCAGCGGGGACGAGCAGGAAAAUGGAGCCCUGGCAGCGGCUGGGGCAGCAAGCGUUGGGGGAAUCCUGGCCGCGGUGGCUGCGACCGGGGCUUGUGGGCCAGCGGCGGCCGCAGGAGGUCCCGGAGGUUGCGGGGGAGCGGCGGCUGCAACGGGCUCGGCUUCGGGCGAUGCCAAGAACGAAGCACCCUGUGCUACACCGCUGAUAUGUAGCUUUGGACGGCCUGUUGAUCUAGAAAAAGACGACUAUCAGAAAGUUGUAUGCAACAAUGAACAUUGUCCCUAUAGCACUUGGAUGCACCUUCAGUGUUUUUAUGAAUGGGAGAGCAGCAUUUUGGCCCAGUUUAACUGCAUAGGGAGAGCGAGAAGUUGGAAUGAGAAACAAUGUCGACAAAAUAUGUGGACCAAGAAAGGAUAUGAUCUUGCCUUUCGUUUUUGCUCUUGCCGAUGUGGACAAGGCCACUUAAAGAAAGACACUGAUUGGUACCAAGUAAAACGAAUGCAAGAUGAAAAGAAGAAGAAGUCUGUUUCUGAGAAGAGUACCGGAAGAUCAACAUCAGAGUCCUCAGAAGAUGUUAAAAAAUGCAGGCCUGCCAACAGACCGCAGAAAGGUUUAAACCACGAUGUCCAGAGAAGGCAUUCAAUGGAUAGGCAGAACUCUCAAGAGAAAGGCACCGCUUGCAGUAGUUAUGCAGUCCGUUCUCCCUGUGGUUCUCCUGGUCAGUCACCUCCAGCAGGCUACUCCGUUCUUGCCCCUACACACUUCAGUGGACCUCGCUCUUCACGAUACUUGGGAGAAUUUUUGAAGAAUGCUAUUCAUCUAGAACCUCACAGGAAGAACAUGGCCAGUAGUGGCAUGUUCAGGAAUGCUCACUUUGAUUACGGGACAUCUGGGCUACAAGCACAUAGGUCAGGACACUUUGAUGCCCCUGUACAAUUUUUGAGACGGCUUGAUCUGUCUGAACUCCUUGCUCACAUACCCCGGCAUAAAUUGAACACAUUCCAUGUUCGGAUGGAAGAUGAUGCCCAAGUGGGUCAAGGAGAAGACCUACGAAAAUUCAUUCUUGCAGCACUCAGUGCCAGUCACCGAAAUGUUGUCAACUGUGCAUUAUGCCACAGGACACUGCCAGUAUUUGAACAGUUUCCAUUGGUAGAUGGAACCUUGUUUCUUAGCCCAUCCAGACAUGAUGAAAUUGAAUAUGAUGUUCCCUGUCAUCUUCAAGGAAGGCUUAUGCACCUCUAUGCUGUUUGUGUAGACUGUUUAGAAGGAGUUCACAAAAUUAUCUGCAUAAAGUGCAAGUCUCGAUGGGAUGGAAGCUGGCAUCAAUUGGGAACCAUGUACACAUAUGAUAUUCUAGCAGCCUCCCCCUGUUGUCAGGCUCGACUGAACUGUAAACACUGUGGGAAGCCUGUUAUAGAUGUACGGAUUGGGAUGCAAUAUUUCUCAGAGUACAGCAACGUGCAACAGUGUCCACACUGUGGAAACUUGGACUACCAUUUUGUGAAGCCAUUCUCUUCAUUUAAAGUUCUGGAGGCUUAUUGACAAAAGCUUUGCCAUAGUAAUAGCUAUUUUAUGAGUAUUGUUCCUUUAUUUUACAUAUCUUUUAUAAGAUCUGUUCUGUGGGGUGGGGAGGGAGACAACCUAAUUUCUUUUCUAACUGAAAGUGCAGCAGCUUUGUGUGUUUUGUGUACACGUGUUCCUAUGUAGAUAUGUGUCAUUAAGACCACAGUCCUCUUGCCACAAUUUCAGUAAAGGUUGGGGAUGAGGUGGUAGACUGUGUCUCUCCCUCUCUACAUUCACUCAAGUCGGAAGGAAAUUCCAUUCUUUCUCUCUCCCUCUCUUUGUUUUUUAAAUUGGGGCAGACAAAGGGAAGUUGUUGGAAAGCAUUGUCUGGUUCAAAACAGAAAUGUUUGUAGAUUUGGAGGGAAUGGAAAAUCUUCACAAAUGUCUUGAAGCAGUAGGAGGGAGGAAUAUCCCAAGGCUGCCUGUCCAGCUAGAUGGAAUCUCUAUGGAAUUGGUGAUGGGCUCCAGGGUAAGGCACAGACUUUGGUUAUUUCUGCUCUUCUCCCAUGCAUUUGAGUAUACAGCACAUCUAGUAGGUGGUGUGGGUUACUGAGAGGAGGAGUUGAGCUGAAGGAUGGCAAGUGGGAAUGAUCCUGAUCCACAGGCCUGACAUUUAUACUCUGAUCUUCUCCACAUAUUUGUUUGCUAUGUCUGGAUGAGGUAAGUGAUCAGAUUGGGUGACUGUGGAGCCAUCACAUCUGUGGGAUUUCCACUACACAGUGAGCCCCUAUGUGUGACUCCCUCAUAUAUGAUAAACCCCACAUUUUGUUCUCUUAAUGAAUUUGCCAUUGUCAUUACUGGGAACAAGAUCAGGUCUUGAUAGGCUAAGUAGUGCUAGCUGAUAUACUUUGAGAUUAUGUCUGAUGAGGUAAAUCUAAACAUUAUGACAAAUGAAUGUAAUGCUAUGUCAGAAAAUGCACUGUUUAAAAAAAACAAACCACAAAAACUUAUUUUUGCAUUAUGUCUUCCUGGAGUAUAUAUUUGAUAAUCAGAGCCACUCUCACUGACAGAUCAUACUGUUUCCGCUAACAUUGUAAUUCUAGCAAUCAGGGAAGUUGUUUCCACCAAAACAAGCUUCAGAUUUUAAUGAAUUAUGUUUCAGUUUCUUUGCAGGCCUUUUAGGGCUUCCUUGUGAAAGGACCAUUUAGUUGACUGCAAACCAGGUUUGCAGGGGGUGUCUUAAUAAGAAUCCGUCAUCGUUUUGCUUUGAUCCUUGUCCCGUUGCACAGUUGCAGUAUAUGAGGGACAAAAAUGUAUUAUAUUUCAUGUGGCCCACUGGGUGCCUACACAUAAAUAGGUUUACUUGUGGGUUGGAGUGCCACUUGAAAAAUAAGCAGAUGAGUCCACUACAGUGGUUGGAGAAUACUAAACUAAACUAAGUACUAAUCUUUUAAGAAUAAAAACCUUAAGAGCUGUUAUCAUAGACACAAUUGGGGAUGUGCCAACUGUUCAUGGCAUGUUCAAGAACAUAUCCCAUAUAAAAUAUAUAUACAUGCGAACACAUAUAUGCACACCAUACUAGAGGUGCUGGCAUACCCUAAGGUUAUGUGUAUGUAGCCCUCUUUGAUCAGGCAAAAAUUAAAAAGGGGUGCUGUAUUGACAGGCCCCACCCCAUAACCGACAUACUAAGAAACAGCACCCUCCCUGUGCUCUCCAUGCUUUGGUGUUUGCCUAAAGAGGCAAAUGCCAUAAGGAUGAUGGCAUGAGUGUUAACUGUCACCAUGACACUUAUGGCAUUUGCCUCUUCAGACAAAUGCCAUAAGCUUUCAGAGGAUGAUGUUUCUUGGCACAUCGGUGCUGUGGUGGGACUUUUAGGUGCACUCAUGGGAUACUGUACAAAAGUAUGGCAUCUUGUUUUCCGCCAUGUCUGAAGAGGGCUUGUAUGUAUGUGAGCUUAUGCAUGAAUGGGCAGGGUGGAUUCACUGUAAUAUACCUUACAGUGGCAAGUGGAAGGCAUGGGCUGGGAUUCAAAUUGCUGCUUAGACUUGUGAAGGAGGCUUGUGCUAACAGUGUGAAUUCCUUGUUUACUACUUUGAACAGCAGGCUUCUAUACCAUGUCAGAAACUGCUUUUGAAACUCCCUGCUGUUUCAGAAGCACUUUGCUAUGUGGUGUGAUGGUCCUGCUGUGUUCACACACCAAUUAGUUCCAUGGUCUUUUGGAUCUUAGCCAUGACCUGGGUCAUCUGAAAUGUUAAGAGUGUAUGGUAUGAAACUAAGCUAGAUAAUAAAUGAUUUUAAAAUAGUUGAGUCCUACUCUUCAGUACCUGUUCUGAAAUUGCACUUUUACAGGCUUUGCAAAUUUGAAUUUCACAUUGGGUUGAGGGAUUAAAAGUGAAAUGAUUGAAUUGAUUGGUUUUUGGUUUUUUGCACUGCCAAGACACAGAAUCAAUGAUCUUUAAAGAACAUCAGUGUGCUCAAGAUUUUGAAUAUAACUUAUCACUUCCUUAUCCUUAUUUUAUGGCUCUUAGAAAGGGGGAAUAUUUACAUCUCUUGAAUCUUUCAGCACAGAUAACUUAAUAAAAGAAAUGAGUGAUCCACUUAGAGAGUGAGUUCAGUUUUGUAGGACUUCAUCCAUAUAAUUACUCCCGAAGAUGAAUAGUUUAAAAGCAUUUUCUAUAAACUAGCAAUAGGUCAUUGGCCAAAUCCAGAACUUGAUGGUUGACACUAAAGCCCCAUUGAGAUCACUGCCGUUAUACUAGAAUCAUUGCCACUUCAUAGCUUGGCAAAAUAUUCUUUCCUAAAAAGCAGAAUCCUCGAUUGUACUUAUGGCAAGUUUGAAUUUAAAAUGCCACAUACAUUCUCAAAAGAAUAUAACUACAUAAUACAGCAACUAUAUAAUAUACUGCCUGCUGAACUAUUAAUUCUGCCUAAUUAUACAUAUCCCCUUCCCUGUAAAAGCUUUAACUGUUUGCCCAGCUUACAUGAUACCAUGUCUUUGAAUUAGAAGAAUACUGCUUCUAACUUCAAAAAAUACUCACUUAUUUAGCUUUUUAAAUAACUUGGGUCCCUUGUACAUUUGGCAACUAAGUAUUUUAGUUGUUCACUGGAUAUUUGUUCCAGAUGCCAUUUCUGUCAACAUUUUGCAGAUCAUGUUCCACUGACAUAGCUUCUUUGCAUAGGAAGAGAAGAGUGUUGAGCAGUUCUGUAAUCAUGUCAUUUACUUCUUGAGACUACUUCUGUAAGAGAUGUCUCUUACUAAUUUGCUUUUAAGUGAUCUGUGUGUUUGCUUAACAGCAAAUUAAUAAGACAAAUUAUUAAAAAUUUGCUGCUAAGCAAUCUAUUAACAGGUAUGAUCUCAACUAUUUAUGUGCAUGCUUAACUCCACACACUACAAACAUUUCAGCAGUCUGUAUACUCAAGGUUCUAGUCAGCAACUCCUUUAAUAGAAGGGGAUGUUGGGCUUAGGCCAGCUGCCCAGUUCUCAGCUGCCAGCAAGUUCUGUUGCCAUUGCCAUCAAGCUCUCUUCAAACAGCAAUGGAAAUGGAUGAUCUGCAAGGGGUGCAGAUUUGGCUCUAGGGCCUCCAAUAGCUGAUCUCUAGAUUAAGCUAACUGGUCCUUAAUCAGAUUGUAGGGCUACCCUCAGGAUAUGAAGUCAGAAAUGACCAUAGCAGGGAAAGUUAGACCAAAAAGGGAUGAAUUUUUGCAGGCUGGAAAGUGAAAAAACUGCAUAUAAAUCCUUAAAUACAUUGGUUUGCCUGAAUAAAGAGGCAGAAUGUAUGGAUCUAACUUGGAAUCCGAAGUCUGAAAAUAGUUUUCAUAGUUCAGCUGUAAACCGCCCAAAGGUGAGAGUUUGGGGUGGUGUACAAAUUGGAUAGAUAAACUCCAUUAUUAUGUGACAGAGACUUCAUUAUAUACACCCCCACUGGUCAUGUGGAGUAUCACCCAACCUUGAAGAAAAUGGAGCCACUCAGGUCAAGUGGAGGCAAGCUCCCUGUGUGUACUGGAGUUGGUCAUAUGCACAUUAGAGAUGAAGAGUUGAUGCUUAUGCUUCUAUAUCAGUUGAGUUAUUUCUGCAUCAUGUGUGUGUGUGUGAGAGAGAGAGAGAGAGAGAGAGAGAGAGAUAUGCCUAUUCAGCAUUCUUGCAGAGUGAAAUUCUGGUGAUUGUCAAAGGACGCAUUGUUAAAAGUUGGAAGGUUAGGAACUGAACCGAGAGUGUUGUGCAAAUAUGUAUGUAGAGAAAGAGUCUGUCAGAAGAAAAUAUCAGUGAGGAAAUAAAAUGUAUAGGCAAUCCCUUAAAUCCAUGUUACAUUUUAUUUUUAAUAUUAUAUAUAGAAAUCUGUCUGUUAGUAUUGUCAAGAUAAAUAUUUUUUGCUUUGAAAAUCGGCUUAGCUGUGGAAUAUUAAAAAAAUGCUUCCCAAAGAAAAUUGCCCUUUUAUUUAAAGGGGUCUAAAUGGAAUUGCUUUCUCAUUUAUGUUAAACACCAAGACUGUACAACUUCAGUCCUCCAGCUGUUGUUGGACAACAGCUCCCAUCCCCAGCCACCGUGGUCAAUAGUCAGAGAUAAUGGGAGUUUUAGUCCAAUAUAUUCAGGAGAUCUGAAGUUGUGCAGCCCUGCUUAAUGGGCAACUGACAGACCACAAACUGCAUCUGGACCCCUUACUAAACCAGGUUGGGAGGAGCAUAGGGUGCGGUGCUGCUUCUUAUCUCUAUCUCCUGCAGCAGGUAUCUUGUGAUGGGAAGGAUGCCUGCCAGCUAAGCAGUGGUUCCUUACAAGUUACUUUUGGCUUGAAUACCACUGUUGCAUGGGAAGCUGCACUCGUGGGUGAAAUGCCGUAUUUAAGAGAGUAAUGCGCACCCCAUUGUACUUGUUGAGUCUUCCUUCUAUUGGAAACUGAAAGUCAUUCUGAGGGCUCUGCCAUGGUGCAGAGAUCUGUGGGGUGAUACCUGAUUUCUCAGAUGAAGGGCACAUGCCAGGUUCUUUAAUGUGGAGAGUUGGUUUCUCCUCGGCCAAGUUGCUUUGAAGGGGACAGAGUGCACAAUGAGGACGAUGACAUGAGAGUUCUGCCCCUGCAAAACAGAUCUCUAUGAAGACCAUCAUGUCUUGGGGAAAUCUUUUCUCCCUUUAUCUGUUUUAGUGUAUGGUGAUUGAAAAAAACUGCUAAACUCUCCCAUCAUUUCCCAGAUGUGGGGAAAAUUUGUGCUGAUAAACUAAAGAUAUGCCACUGUAUGACAGAAUACACUUUCAUUGGCACAAACUCCUCUGACAAAAUGAAAAUAGAGAGCCAUCUACAUAUGUGAUUAUUCUAUCUGUUGCAAAUGUAUAUUUAAAAUGGUAAUGUUCUAAAUGCAGUUGCCUUUGAGGAAAAAACAGAGCAUAAUGUGUGUGGGCCUAAGCCAAGGGUUCCCAACCUUUGGUACCCCAGAUGUUGCUACAAUUCCUAUCAUCCCCAUAUAAACCUUAUUGUGACUGGGGAUGAUGGGAGCUGUAGUUCAGCAACGUCUAGAGCACCACAGGUUGGGAACCCCUGUCCUAAGCAAUUUAACACCAGCAGAACCCCAAACUGUACAGCCUGUCUUCAUUUAUGAUUCCACUCUGUGGUCCAUAAUCCAGCACAGGCACAACAGCCUAUUUAAGCCCACAAGUGGAUCUGUUGGAUCGUGGCCUUUUAUUUCUAUUGACAUAUAUAAACUGCUGGAAUUUUGAGAGGGCAAAGUUUGAGGCAACAUGUGAAUCUGUCAGUGAGUUUUGUUGGUAGGAAGACAUGUAUCAAGUUUAUUUUCAUUUAUCUCUGAUUUUAUUGUACGAGGUAUUCAAGGGCAAAGUGUUAUGAGGUCACAAAGCCAGCCCCGCUAUGUUUGUCAGAAAAAGCCUUUUUUUAAAAAGAAAAAACAACCCAGUUUUGGAUUGCACUUUUGCAGAGCAAAGAAUAUGUACAUAGCAAAUGAAUGUUGAUGAAAUUUAAAAUUGGUUAUAAUGCCAUUUUUGUGUGGUGUUAAGUUUUUUUUUUUUGGUUGUGAUUUAUCUGUAUUAAAAAAAAAUAAAUUGCAGAAAACUGUU